AUGUGGGAGUUCAGGUCCAUGUCUUUCUGGCGGGCGGUGUUCGCUGAGUUCUAUGGCACCAUGUUCUUUGUAUUUUUUGGGCUGGGGGCCGCCCUCCGCUGGACCACGGGGCCCCAUAAUGUCCUCCAUGUUGCCUUUUGCUUUGGGCUGGCGGCCGCCACCUUCAUCCAGUCCAUCGGCCACAUCAGCGGAGGACACAUCAACCCGGCUGUGACCUUCGCCUACCUGAUUGGCUCCCAGAUGUCCCUGUUCCGCGCUUUCUUCUACAUCCUGGCUCAGUGUCUGGGAGCACUGGCUGGUGCCGCUGUGCUGUACGGGGUCACACCUGGCAACAUGAGGGGGAACCUGGCACUCAACACAUUGCAGCCUGGCAUCAGUCUGGGCAUGGCCACCACCAUGGAGGUCUUCCUCACCCUGCAGCUUGUAGUUUGCGUUUUUGCGGUGACUGAUGAGCGCCGAAAUGGACGCCUGGGCUCUGCUGCCCUGGCCAUUGGCUUCUCUGUGCUCAUGGGGCAUCUUCUUGGGAUGUACUACACUGGAGCAGGAAUGAACCCAGCCAGGUCCUUCGCCCCUGCUGUCCUGGUCAGGAAUUUUGUUAACCACUGGGUGUACUGGGUGGGACCCAUGAUUGGAGGUGCCAUGGGUGCUCUGCUGUACGACUUCAUGCUGUUCCCCCGUAUGCGUGGCCUCUCCGAGAGGCUUGCCACACUGAAGGGCACCCGGCCCCCAGAGGCUGAGGGUCAGCAGGAAACCAGGGGAGAGCCCCUGGAGCUGAAGACACAGGCCCUAUAA
Cheilinus undulatus (humphead wrasse) is the source of this 792-nucleotide messenger RNA. RefSeq names its product major intrinsic protein of lens fiber a (gene mipa). Gene Ontology annotation, biological process: transmembrane transport. The coding region runs from base 1 to 792 and encodes 263 amino acids. Gene Ontology annotation, cellular component: plasma membrane. Lineage: Eukaryota; Metazoa; Chordata; Actinopteri; Labriformes; Labridae. The record is from RefSeq and is a predicted model, not a curated record. Gene Ontology annotation, molecular function: water channel activity. The transcript has 4 exons.